GUUCGGUUGCCACAACAACCAGGCCCAAACACACCAAGCGCACAUGCUUAACGGCGCUCAGUUGUCUGCUUUCUACCGGGAGGCAAAGAUUUGCUGCUUUGUGAAAACUCUGAAGCCAGCCAGCCAACAUCUGAUGCAAUAUUUGCACACGUCUUAGGUGCCAGAUUUUGUGUGGAAUUUUGCUACUUUCACCUGCUGAUGCAAGGAGAAAAUGCCCUUUAAAUGCUUUCAAAAGCGUUCCCUUAACAAAUCCGGGCUUUUGGAUUCCUUAAACGGCCAGCGCUGGCGUUUCCUGAAAAAUGGCUUGGACGAUUUCAGGGACGGUUUCCCUCCUCCUUGUGACAACAUUGUCAUCCGACGCCCAAAGGAGCUCACCCCUAUUAUUCUCCCUAGUAAACCUGAGGACCCGGGCAAAAUGCAACCGAGGGCCAAAAGGAUGCUAACCAAGCCCCAGACGAAGACCUCCAAAAUCAGCCCAAAUCUGCAAGCCAGAAGGGACUACAUUGCUCAGAUUGAGUAUUGCCUUAGCCAGCACCCCUUAGCCCUCUACCCUCAUCUGGAAGAAAGCAUUCCCCCAGAGCUUUUCAAGGAAGUUCUAAGCAUCCUGGACCCAGAGAUGCUUCCGUUGAAUGAAGACGUUGUUGCUGAUGCUGACAUUACACAGGAGCACCCAGUUCCCUCUGCAGUUCCAUCUCAGUUGGAGGACAAAAGAAAGAAGCAACCAGGGGCCAUGCUCAUUGGCUGCAAGGACCCCAAAGGCAAGGACCCUUACAAGUGGUUCACUAAAACGGAAAUAGCAGCAAGAGAAAGAGAGGCCAGGAUGAAUUAUGUCCCUCCUGUCGGCGAGAAUGUGAAACAAGCUGCGAAGGAGUUCUGCAGGUGGUUUGAUUCUCUGGGUGGAGAGAAAUACGACUUUGAUGAAGCCACCAUUAUAAGCCUCUUUGAUACAAAUUACAAAACCAAGCCCCCGUUGUCUGGCCCGAUACACGUUGAGGAGCUGAACUAUUUGCCUGCUGAGUUGCGGAAGUAUGUAGGGAUGCCAUCUCCCCAGACCACCCUGAGAAGCGAUGCUCAACAAGGUAGCCAUUCCAAGGAAUCUUGUCAAUCCAAGUCUGAGAAGAUCAGGUAUGGUGCCUGGUACCUGGACCCAAAGACUUGGAAGAAACAGAAACCUUUAGAAGAUCCAAAAGCAAAAGACAGAAGGUCCAGGAAUUCAAAGAGGGCAUUGGGUGAAAAGGAUAUGGAGAUCAUGCAGCUUCAUGGAACGUACGCUUUUAAGGAAUUCCUUGAAGGAAAAGGCUACCGGAUCCCAGAUUUCUUGCAGCAGAUGCUGGCUGUCGAAGAAGCAGCUGGACCAAGAAUGGGGGACCUGAGACGCUCCAGGAAUGAACUUCAGAGGUGUGAAGAGCCCGUAGAAGAUUUUACAUCAACAAUGGGGAAUUAAUAUAAAAGCUUGAACUUAUCAAGAGGAGGCCUAAGUGAGCGUGGGUCUACUGUAGGCCAGCCUAGUGGUUGGAGCGAUUGCCUGGGUGGGUUGAGGGAGGUGUGGGGGUGAGUAAGCUGGUUGGGGGGGGGACUGGAAUUGAGGUUCAAUAGCAGGGAGCCAGAGGUCCUGGGGGGGGGCAGUGGAUUUGGGGAGGGAAGAAGGAACUGGGCAGAAGAUGUGGGGUGUUGUUUUAAGGGUUUUCACAACAGCACUUAAAAUUUUCGUACUAAUUAAUCUUUUUUUCGUACUAAUUAAUCUUUUUUUUUAAAAAAGGAAUCCUCCUAUUGGGCAGGUUACUACCAUUUUACUAAUAUUUUAAUUAUCCUCUUCCCCCAAAUCUUCCAGCAAAACCUUUCAGAACACUUUAGAAUAGAU
This is a messenger RNA of Podarcis muralis (Common wall lizard), 1861 nucleotides long. Its product is annotated as protein FAM47E-like. Gene Ontology annotation, biological process: transcription initiation-coupled chromatin remodeling. Gene Ontology annotation, cellular component: chromatin. Lineage: Eukaryota; Metazoa; Chordata; Lepidosauria; Squamata; Lacertidae. The record is from RefSeq and is a predicted model, not a curated record.